AUGUAUUCACUGGAGUCAUGCUCAAAAACCUCCUCUAAGGAGGAGGCAUGGCAAAACAGGCUCCUCUCCAGCAUUCAUAUAUGCGAUGAGCAUCUUAGUGCCUUAAUUAGAUUGUCCUCGAUACCGCGAGAUGAAAAGGGAUACAUCAAAGUCAUGUUUGAAGACCGCCACGUCAAUGAUGAGCUUGCUCGGGAUUUCUUCAACCUGGCAAUUGAAACCAGGGUAAAAGAAGAGCUACGAAGCAUUGAAUCUGUCCAUGGUUACGGCUGGAGUGUCGAUUCUUCACCUACAGGCGACCAGCAUUUGAUGGCUUACUGGUAUGGAGAGGAGGAACCCGAACUACCAGAGGCAAUCCGAUACAGCUCUAUUGUUGAACUUCGAGAACUACACUAUGACCCUCUUCACUGGUAA
Aspergillus pseudotamarii is the source of this 411-nucleotide messenger RNA. RefSeq lists its product as uncharacterized. The coding region runs from base 1 to 411 and encodes 136 amino acids. The transcript is spliced from 3 exons. Lineage: Eukaryota; Fungi; Ascomycota; Eurotiomycetes; Eurotiales; Aspergillaceae. The record is from RefSeq and is a predicted model, not a curated record.